Wasmannia auropunctata (little fire ant) is the source of this 2583-nucleotide messenger RNA. RefSeq lists its product as uncharacterized. The transcript is spliced from 6 exons. The record is from RefSeq and is a predicted model, not a curated record. Lineage: Eukaryota; Metazoa; Arthropoda; Insecta; Hymenoptera; Formicidae. The coding region runs from base 128 to 1363 and encodes 411 amino acids. Gene Ontology annotation, cellular component: cytoplasmic vesicle membrane.
UGUCCGCGAGGCAAGGGCGAAAGCACGCGCGACGGGUGUCGUCGAGGAGGAUAGUGCGUGCUGUACAAAGUGGCACGGCGACGUGCACAUUUGACGUCUGAUAGUAGACGUCUGGUAUAGUAGAAUUAUGGUGCGAACUACGAGGGAUCGAAUACUCGAUGCACCGUCCGUUGCUGCUACUCUGACGUUCACGUUGCUGCUGCUAGUCGAUCAAGUGUCUUCUAAGCUAUGUACUGGAGGGCAUGUAUGUUCUCCCCCAAAGGAUUGCUGUCCUUAUGGCUGUUGUUACAGUGUCUUUACACCAGUACAUUCUCAUGUUUCAGAAAUGUUCAAUUUUAUAAUUUGGUCUCAUUGGUAUCUAUGGAUAGCCAUGCUCACAGCUUUAGCUAUAGCAGCAUCAUAUGGCUUUUGGCUGUGGAAACGUCGCCGUUCGGCAUUGUCGGAAGAUGGCAUGUCCUCAGAAAGAACUUCCACAGGACCGUGGUACCCACCACCUCAUUAUAGCCGAUGUAGUUCCUUUGUCCAAGCACUACCACCGCCAUACAAUGAGGUGACUGCAAAACCAGACCUUUACCCCUUAGUAAUUGGCUACGACGAUAGUUCGGGCAAAGGUACUUCUGGUUUUGUAAUGCGCUACUUCAGAUCGUUGUCGCAUGCAAGCACAUUGGACUCAUUGAGCUCAAGUUUCAUGUGCAAUAUGGUAAACGAAGCGAAUACCAUUAUUCCACCGCCGUAUUCUUGUAACAACAGCGUUGACGAAUUAUCGGCGGCGGAGUGCGAGAGAAGAGAGAUCAGCGACGUUGGUUCCAUCGUCUCCUUGACAAAUCACAGAACGACCUCUGACAUAUCAAGCCUUGGUGCUCAAUCGCCUUGUUCUCCGCCGAGGGCUACCAGCCCAACGAUAGAAUUACGGGAAUUACUGGAUAAGAUACAACAACUUCCUCAUUUGUCCAAUGGACAUUCCACCACCAUCAAUUGCCAGCAGACUCAAGCCCCGGUCUUGUAUAUAACAAGUAGCGAUGGCAUUACGCAUCAACAACGGCCUUUAAGCCCCGGCGACGUCGGUUCCUACAAAGUCAGAAGAACCAGGGGCAAGCUGUACAUGCCGUUGGGAUUGCCGAAUUCACGAAGCAAAACGAAGCGAUGGUUGUCGCGGUCCGCACCAACAACACCCUCGGGUACAAUACCAAUGUCCUUUUUACCGGGACAAAGUAGGAGGCCCUCCGAGACCGACAACAACAAUCAGCAAGCGGUGCCGUUGCUCUACGAGCAAGACGAGAGCGAAAACAACAAUGCGGAUCAACCUCCCUCGUCGGGCGCACCAUUGCUCGCUGAACAAGAGGAAGAACGACAAUCGACAUGACACGGUAUCUAAACUGUUUGAUAUUCGACAUCGCAAUGACCUCGUGUAAGAAUUACUGACACACACACACACACACAGAUUUAAAUAUUUUUUAACAUGGCUCUGACACAUUCAUCAUGUGUGCCGUAUCAUAAAAUUAUACACAUUCGGGACGUAUUUAGAUAUCUACACAGCCUGCAAAAAAAUCUAAAUUUUAUUUAUAAUUUCGUUAGGAUUAUAGGAAUAAUACGUAUGUAUUAUACACAGAUAAAAUACGAUAUAUGUAUAUACAGAAAAGAUGGUUUUGCUGAAGUGUCUAAAAAUUUAGCUGUAAAUACAAAUCUGAAAAAUUAAAUUUAUCGAAUCGUCAAAAUAAUUAUGUUGAAUGCUCAAGUUGCUGGACUGUCAAAACUUUUUGUAGCAUCAUGUUUGAAUGUCUUACAUAAUUAUUUUGAUGACAACAAAAUUAUUUUUUCAGAUCUGUAUCUAAUUCAAUUUUUACAUUAUACUCAACAAAUCUAUUCUUUACGCGCGCGCGCGCUUAUUUUUUUCCAUGCUUAAUUUUUCACAUAUGUCUAAUACUGUAAAUUUAGUGAUAACUGUCAAAUUUAGAUAUAAUUCUAAAUCACAAACAUGUAAACAUGCAUACGUCUUAUAGAUACGCCCCGAAAGUACUUGAUAUGACAGGACACGCAUGACGCCUAUUAUACGAGAUACUGUUAAUCGAAAUCGAUUUUCCGACUGUUAAACAAUAAAUGCCGCCUACCUUUUUAAACUAAAAAUCUCAAGAAAUUUGAAAGGACUGUUACGGCUGUCUUCGGCGCAGUGACUUAAUAAGGCCUUAUCCGCAAUUUUAGAAUUCAAUUCUACCGUCACAUUCUUGAAUACUUACAAUUUUAAACAUAUUAAUUCUUUAGCUGUGGAACGUUUCAAAUGCAAAAAACCGUCCUCUGUGCAGAACGAUAGUUACAAGUCGGUCACUGAAACACGAUCGGUUCUAUUAAAAAUAGAAUCGCGUGGAUAAUUUAAAUGCUCCAUAUAAGAUACUUUUGCAAACAUGAUGUUUGAAAGAAUAUAAGAUCGCAGACUUAAUGCGACACUUUUCUAUCACAAGCAUAUUUUCAUUAAAUCUUAGGAAAUAAAUCAUUAUUAAUGACAACACAGAGUAAAUAACAAACAUAACAUAUAAAUGUAACACAUUUUUAAUUAUAAGUGAAUAAAUCAUUAGUUUAGUCUAUUAA